UUGCAGCAGUUCGAUGAUAGGUCAGUGAAAAAUCGUGUUUUGUUGGAAAAUUUGAACUGCGGACAGCUUCGAGGACCACUUGUAGACUUUAAAUUAAGUGAAAAAGAUAUUUCUUACAGAAAAAAAGAGAAUACAGUUGUUAUUAUCACGAAAAAGUGAUGAAAAACAGUUUCUCUUUCAAGCAAAGUCAGACGAUAAAGUUGCAUAUUUUUGACAGCUAGAAUAAGCGCUGUCAGUGCGGCUCGAACGGCUCGAACCGUUGGUGUUAGUGUUCUUGUCGGAUUUCGGAAUCAGUGUGCGUGUGUUGUGUCGUUGCGGUCCGAAAAAGGGAACGCCAUAUUGAACAAAAGAAGAGACGAGAGAAUAGUUUAUCCGUCGUACAGCAGCCGCGGUUGCCCGUCAAAAAAGGCAAAGUGCGAAGCAAAACUAGAAAGCAUUUUUACAAUCUGCAAAGGAACUGAAACAAGUGAUACUACGUGGUCAAUUCUGCCAGGAAAAGUGGAUAUUUUCAUCGUUUGGGAUAGUCCCAGCUAGAUUGCGAAGAAAAGGGAGUCUGAGGAUUAGCCGUGUCCGAAUCCCGAAGAGUGUGUUUUCGUUUCUGCGCCCCUCGGAUACCAAUCUCGCAAUCGCAAUCAGUAUGGAGAGGAUGUGAAUGGCAUAAUAACUCAAUCAUUUUCCGCUAAAACGGUCAACAAUCGCCCGAAUGAAUACCCUAGUUGGUGAAAAGUAAUAGCACACCAAACAAACCAACAAAAUGUCCGGCCACAAUCCGCCCCACGGACGAUUAGGCCAACCGAAUUCUACAUGGAAUCCGCUACAGGUACCGUACAUUCCACGGCAACCUCAGUUGGCUCAUAUGUCCAGUGAACGAUCCAUGGCGAGAUCUCCGGUUACGUGGCAUACUCCACCCACCCAUCAGGAUCAGCUGUACAACUUUAUGACUGCUAAUCACAAGAACAAUCUAGAAAUCAACCCAAUGCUGCCAACGUUUGGACGUAGUUCCGGAAUGCCGCUAGGAUCGGUAGAUUUAUCCCUGUCAUCGGCAGCGAGAAGCACCCCAUCUCCGAAAGGUAGCAACCUGCAGCCGGGUCCGCCAGGACCGUCUCAACAUCAUCUGUCACCUAACAUUCCACCCGCACUGGGGGGAGGUCCGAUGCCGGAUCAAAAUGAUCACUUUCAUCCUAAAAUGGUUCCAGGACACAACCAACAACAGCAACAGCACCAUAAUUCUCAACUUCAUCAACAGCAGCAUCAGCCGCAUCAUCACAUGAAUACAAAUCACAACCGUUCCCCAUCGGCAGCUCAGAUCGGUGGGGUGAUACAAUCAACAGCUGCUCUAAAGGAUCGUUCUGGUCAACAUUCGGCCGCAAGUGCAGGGGGUGGUAGUGGGGGAAGUGCUGGUUCAGGAAGUGGAAGUGGAAAUGCUGCGUCCUGUAGCUUUCUGGGAAAUAGUGGAUCCAACAAUAUGGGACUAGGAUCCGGCAGUGCCGGUGGAAAUGGAUAUUAUAACAUGAUGAGUAGCAGUAGUAGCGGUAGCGGUAGUGGUAACAGCAGUGCUUGUGUUGAUGGUAGUAAUAGUAUUAACAGGCCACUAAGUGGCCAUAUUGGUGGAGCACCAGCUUCAUUGCCAACGAUGGUACCCAGUGAAUUUGCAGCGAUGAUCCCUGGUGGAUUGCAUAUCAAGGAUGCCAAACAAAUCAACAAUGAAGCUGGCAAAAACGGAAGGGAUAUUAUUCCAACUAACAACGAAUCAUCCGAUUUGGUUAAAGAUAUUCUUUUGCAUGCAAUGCAAAGUAAUCCCAUCUCAAUAUCUCCGAAAAGAAAUUGCCCCUUGCGGACACCCGUUCCUCCUAAUCAUAGUCCGACGCGAAGUCGCAGCCCACCGGCGUCGGUGCUGCUACAGUCGAUGGCCCAAUCGUCGACUGCCUCUGUAAAUAAAUCUUUUCAAUCGAAUCCUACUAACGUGCCAUCGACACUAGAAACAAGCGAUACCUCGGGUACCAAAACUAUCAGCUCACCAAACGCUGUCUCGCCAGUACUGUCGACUAGUGUAGUUCCAGCAGCAGCCAGUACUGAUCGAGCAUCACCCAAUCAAAGCAUCACUUCGAACGAAGAUUCAGCCGAUUCAAAUUCGAGCAAAUCGCGAAGACGACGAAAGCCCGACCGUACCAAUAAGAUGGGUGCCGAAGAGCUGGACAGAAUGCAUGAUUUCCUCGGUGGAGGCGACAACAGUGCUGACAAGUGUGAUCGAAUCGAGGGAAUCGAUCCUAUGCGACCAAACAUAGCGGUGCGCAACGAUAUUGCUACCCUUGCGUUGGAGGGAAUUAGUAGCCUCAGUCAAGGUUUGGCCAGUGAUAGUAGUCAUAGUCCUCAUAUUACGGAUCUGUCGGACAGUACUCGAAUUAAUUUGCAGAAUUUAUCCGAGGGUAAUUCUGCCAACGGGGGAGAGAGUAAAUCGCCGGCAGUUGGUUCCGUUAUAUCCAGUGUUCUAUCGGCGGCAGCAGCGGCCGUUAUGGGCUCAGCCCGAAAGGAUAGUGAAUCCAAUUCGGACGAUUGUGAAACUAUCGACAAGAUAGCGGCCAUGAUUUCCAGCACCGAAAACGAUGGCGCCAAUACGCAGCGAUUGCCAGUUGAAGCGGUCGCUUCCGCUGGGAAGAAUAGUGAAAGCGGCCGUAAUUGUAAUGGUCCUGCAAAGGAGACGCCAUCAGCUAAAGGUUCCUUAUCGUCCGGCAGUGAUAAAGCAGACUUGAACAAAAAUGAAAAUGAGACGGAUAAAAGCUUCGAAGAGGUGGAAAAUAAACUAGAAGAAAUGUUCGCCGGUAUCGAUGAAAGUGAACCACCAUGUACCAAGCCAUCGCCAUCGACAGGAAAGAAAUCGCCCUCAGUGAAGCAACCGACUGAAUCCACAGACAUUCUGAUCGCGCUAUCGGGGAAGAGCGAAGAAUCAGCACCACCUUCCAGUGGUCAGUCCCUUGAAGCUAGCGAAGAUUCACCCGUCGCAAGUACGAGUGGAACGCAAAAGAAAGUUCUCACUCCGGCAGCUAAACGAGCAAAUGCUGGCAAAUCCGCUGGUGGUGGCUCUCCGAACAAGCGGAAAAAGGUCCUAAAGAAGAAACCCGUCCAAAGUAAAGGAGCAAGUUUUGCGGCAGCCGAAGAAAGAGCCGCCAACUUUGGUACAAAAGGUGGCAAGAAACCAUUGUCCAAAGGGAACGGCAGGAAAGGAAAUGGUUCCGGAUCGGCAGGCAGCAAAAACAGUAAAGCGAAACCUAACGAAGGUGGAGCUGCGGUAGAUCCAAACGGGAAAUACAAGGGACCCUACGUUCAGGUUAAAUCGGAUGGCAGUCAUCUGGUUAUCAAUACUCCCAUCAACGAGGACGACUCGGAUAAACCGCAAAAUAAAACGAAAAAGUUUGUAAACUGCAUGAACAGCACUGAGAGGAGUAAAAUCCGUGGACUACAUGUUAGCACACUGAGCACAAAGUAUGACGCUGACACUACGGACACAAGCUGGAUGUGCGUAUUCUGCAAGACGGGGCCACACAAACAAAGGCUUGGCGAUUUAUUCGGUCCAUACAUCAUCAGCACCAAAUCCAGUGAAUUCGAGCAGAGUCAAACCGAUGAAGACUUCUUCAAUGUUAAGCGGACGAAGGAAAGUUUACAAUCAAAGCUGAUCAAGAAAGAGGAGACGGCUGGUUCAUCAAAUGCUCCUAAAGCUAAAAAGCGAAAAAUUGGAGUUGAACCUGCCAGCACGUCGCCUAUCAUACCAAGUACCAGCACCGCCCAACAACAAGAACCUGACGAGCCGCUACCUCCGGUCGAUAUCUUCUAUGGUAUGAUCAAAGCCGGUGACGACUCAUACGAAGUUUGGAUGCACGAAGACUGUCUGGUAUGGGCACCCGGGGUGCACAUUAUUGGGACACGCGUCGUCGGACUGGAAGCGGCUAUUUGGAAUUGCUGUCGGCAUCGGUGUCGGAUAUGUUCCUACCAGGGAGCCACGGUUAGCUGUCUACAGCGCGGGUGCAACGAAGAAGCGCACGUGGUUUGUGCGAGGAGAAACGACUGGGAAUUGAGUGACGAGUUCAAGCCGCACUGUGAAAAGCACACCAAAGCAGACUCUUGAGUAUUAGGGAACUAGGGAGUUUGCGAGGUUUCGUUUUAUGUUUGUUAACAGUUAUCGGUUUAUUUUUUCAGUUUUGUACAUUUCUAUUUAUUAGUAAGAAACUUCUGUUCAAGAAGGCGUCAAUAAAAAAAAAGAUCUGUUUUCUAUGUAGAAAAAGUCGACUUAAGAAGGCACUUUUCCCUACUGGCGGUAACUGAGAUCACAGAAGAUAUUAGAGAUUGAUUUUACACCUCGUUAAUUGGAAGGAAAAAGGAACCAUUUAAAUUAGAACUGUACAGUUUAGCCGUGUAAAUAUAGUCAGUCAGCUAGUGAUAAUGUUUAUGUUAGUUUUGAAGGUAGACAGAGACAUAUGGAACUGAGGAUGUUUGGCGUGGUUCGACAGUGUAUUUUUCAUGACGGUAUCUGUGGAAUUCUUGUGAGCAAAGUAAUUUAUUUAAAGAAAGUGUUAAUAAUAUCAAAGAUUCAUUGCACAUAAUUUUGGCUAGGCUAGAAAGUUUUCUUUUUUGAAGAAAAGCAAAAUAACAAUUUAACAUUGAUCAUUAAUUCUGACAAAGGAAAUGAGAAAAUAAAACGAGUAAUACAAAUUCGUUGGAUGCAUGUGAUUAAAUAAAAUGAUAAAAUUUCAAUCCAGGACAACGCGUGUGUAGUAUAUAUUAUUAAAUUGUGUCUCCUUGGAGAAGAAAAAUCUAUGGAAAAUUCUCGUAAAAUUUUAGUGAGUCAACCUAAAAUGCUGUAAAAUAAAUA
Messenger RNA from Ochlerotatus camptorhynchus, 4864 nucleotides. RefSeq lists its product as uncharacterized. NCBI's taxonomy places the organism in Eukaryota, Metazoa, Arthropoda, Insecta, Diptera, Culicidae. Gene Ontology annotation, cellular component: nucleus. The transcript is spliced from 9 exons. Gene Ontology annotation, biological process: regulation of transcription by RNA polymerase II. The record is from RefSeq and is a predicted model, not a curated record. Bases 755 to 4120 code for a protein of 1121 amino acids.